AGCCGACUGGACAAUGCAAAGCGAGAGAAAAUGCGCCAUCUUCGGUGUCUAUGCUUCGUCCGACCUUCACCCGAGUCUAUACAGAGCUUAGAUCGAGGAGCUCAGGGACCCCAAAUAUGGCGAAUACAACAUCUACUUCAGCAACAUCAUCAAAAAGUCCUCCCUCGAAAGGCUAGCGGAAGCAGAUGACCAUGAAGUCGUGCGCGCAAUCCAUGAGUACUUCGCCGAUUUCCUCGUCAUUAACCCCGACCUCAUGUCGCUCAACCUCAGCUACCCAAACCACCGGAUAUGGAGCACGAGUCCAGAUGCCUGGAACCAGGACUCAUUGCACAGAUCAACAGAAGCCGUCAUGGCACUACUCCUUGCGCUGAAGAAGAAGCCUUUGAUACGGUAUCAGAAGAACAGCUUGCUAGUGAAGAAGUUGGCAACUGAGGUGCGGUACCAUAUGACUCAGGAAGACCAGCUUUUCGACUUCCGGAAGACGGACACGCCGCCGAUUCUAUUGAUCGUGGACCGAAGAGACGACCCUGUCACACCCCUGUUGACACAGUGGACAUACCAGGCAAUGGUGCACGAGCUGCUGGAGUCGACCUGCGCGACGUGCCUGAGUAUCCGACCCGAGCUCAAAGAAAUCGUCCUCUCGCAAGAUCAAGACCCAUUUUUCAAGAAGAACAUGUACCUCAACUUUGGUGAUCUCGGUCAAAAUGCCAAAGAAUAUGUGGAACAAUUCGCGUCAAAACAGCAGGGCACACAAAAGCUGGACUCGAUAGCCGACAUGAAGCGCUUCAUCGAAGAUUUCCCCGAGUUCCGCAAGCUUUCCGGCAAUGUAACGAAGCACGUCACGCUUGUUGGCGAGCUGAGCAGACGGGUUGGCCAAGAAACCCUGCUUGACAUCAGUGAGCUUGAGCAAAGUCUGGCAUGCACAGAUAACCACUCCAACGAUGUCAAGUCAUUACAGAGAGUUAUCCAAGACCCAAAGGUCCCAGCUAAUAACAAGCUGAGGCUGGUUGCAAUCUACGCCUUGCGAUACUCAAAAACUUCCUCAAACUCCACUGCCAUGCUUCUCGACUUGCUUGCUGUCGCAGGUGGACUCUCGCGUAAUCGCAUUAACCUUAUCACGAAGCUUUUGGCAUACCACGACUCAUUACAAACGAUCACAGCAGCAGGAGGUGUGCCAGACUUGUUCCAGCCUGGCUCUUUCUUCGGCGGCGCACGCGAUCGACUAAAGGGUCUGAAGGGUGUCGAAAACGUCUAUACACAGCAUUCACCGCGCCUGGAAGCCACGUUGCAAGACAUGAUCAAGGGACGGCUGAGCCAACAAUUGUAUCCUUUUGUUGAAGGCGGCGGAUCCACAAAGGACAAGCCCCAGGAUAUUAUCGUUUUCAUGGUUGGAGGAUCAACAUACGAGGAGGCAAAAAUGGUUGCGCAGGUCAAUGCAAGUUCGCCAGGCAUCCGAGUCGUGCUCGGCGGUACCACGGUGCACAAUAGCACUUCGUUCUUGGAGGAGGUGGAAGACGCGGUAGACUCAUGGCCUGAGCCACCUCCCGCUUCAGCUGCGGCUCGCUUGAGGAGAGAGGUUGGACGGUGAUGAGGGCAUGUCACAGUAUUGUUUUGUUAAUCUUAGCGACAAUCUUACCGACUUUGAAGGAACUU
Messenger RNA from Parastagonospora nodorum SN15, 1653 nucleotides. RefSeq lists its product as hypothetical. Gene Ontology annotation, cellular component: Golgi membrane. Lineage: Eukaryota; Fungi; Ascomycota; Dothideomycetes; Pleosporales; Phaeosphaeriaceae. Bases 254 to 1588 code for a protein of 444 amino acids. Gene Ontology annotation, biological process: vesicle-mediated transport; intracellular protein transport. The record is from RefSeq and is a predicted model, not a curated record. The transcript is spliced from 3 exons.